Drosophila obscura is the source of this 2763-nucleotide messenger RNA. It is a transcript of the gene Pgant2, whose product is annotated as polypeptide N-acetylgalactosaminyltransferase 2. The record is from RefSeq and is a predicted model, not a curated record. The transcript has 8 exons. Bases 342 to 2252 code for a protein of 636 amino acids. Lineage: Eukaryota; Metazoa; Arthropoda; Insecta; Diptera; Drosophilidae. Gene Ontology annotation, cellular component: Golgi apparatus.
UAAUUAACUAUAUAUAUUUUUGUACGACUGCAAUGUUUAACACACCCAAAGUGCAUUUAAUACUAAAUAAAAACAACAAAAGUACGCGUAAAAAAAGUAAUAACGGGAAAUACAAGCAAUAAAACGAAUAAAAAAAAAAUCAUAAAUUACAAGCAAAGCGUUAUAAAAGCGUGUAUAAUAUUUUAUAUAUUAACUGUGAAAAUGUAAACCGCAUAAUUAAUUGCCAACACGAAAAGUAACUAAAUAAAUACCGAAGUGAACGUGAUACGUCCUCAACCCACAUAACAGAUACAAAUAAAUAUAUAGAUACAUAUUAUCCAAAGAGCAGCUGUCUGUCCACAAUGCGUCGCAAUAUCAAAUUGAUUGUCUUCGUCAGCAUCAUUUGGAUGUUUGUGAUGGUCUACUACUUCCAGUCCAGCACCGAGAAGGUGGAAAAUCGUGCACUGCGGCUACGUGAGGUGGCAACGGCCAUGCAGCAGCAGCAGCAGUACCAGGACGACUCCUCGUCGGUGGCAGCAGCGGCAGCAGCAGCUGGCGGCGCAUCCACAGUCCGGCUCUGGGCACCAGCCGGUGGCGGAGUGGGCCUGGGUGUUGGCAGUGGGGCCGAUGAUCCCGGCGGCAAUGUCAUUCUAAUCGGUUCGGUUAAGGACUUUGAGCGCAAUGCGGUCCAUGGCCUCAAACUGAAUGGCAUUGUGGCGCUCGAAGAGACGUCGCAGGCACACAGCGGCGGGGGCGGACGACUGCCAAUGGCACCCAGUGGCCGUGGCGGCACCACCGAGGUGGAGUACUUCGAUGAGGCGGGCUACAUACGAGCGGGUGCAUUGCGCAACGGGGAGGAUCCCUACAUUAGGAAUCGCUUCAAUCAGGAAGCCAGCGAUGCACUGCCCAGUAAUCGUGAAAUACCCGACACCAGGAAUCCAAUGUGUCGCACCAAGCAAUAUCGCGAGGAUCUGCCCGAGACUAGCGUCAUUAUCACCUUCCACAAUGAGGCGCGCUCCACGCUGCUGCGCACCAUUGUCAGUGUGCUCAAUCGCAGUCCGGAGCAUCUCAUACGCGAGAUUGUGCUGGUGGAUGACUUCAGUGAUCAUCCUGAAGAUGGCCUGGAGCUGGCCAAAAUCGACAAGGUGCGCAUCAUACGCAACGACAAGCGUGAGGGUCUGGUCAGGUCGCGGGUGAAGGGCGCCGAUGCCGCCGUCAGCAGUGUGCUCACGUUCCUCGACAGCCACGUGGAGUGCAACGAGAAGUGGCUGGAGCCGCUGCUGGAGCGGGUGCGCGAGGAUCCGUCGCGGGUGGUGUGUCCCGUCAUCGAUGUGAUCAGCAUGGAUAACUUUCAGUAUAUCGGCGCGUCGGCCGAUUUGCGUGGCGGCUUCGAUUGGAAUCUGAUCUUCAAGUGGGAGUAUCUCAGUCCCGCGGAGCGUUCGGUGCGUCACAACGAUCCGACCACGGCCAUUCGAACGCCCAUGAUAGCCGGCGGCCUGUUUGUCAUCGAUAAGGCGUACUUCAAUAAGCUGGGCAAAUACGACAUGAAAAUGGAUGUGUGGGGCGGCGAGAAUCUGGAGAUCUCGUUCCGUGUGUGGCAGUGUGGCGGCAGCUUGGAAAUUAUACCCUGCAGUCGGGUGGGUCACGUCUUCCGCAAGCGGCAUCCGUACACCUUUCCGGGCGGCAGCGGCAAUGUGUUUGCCCGGAAUACGCGACGUGCCGCAGAGGUCUGGAUGGAUGACUACAAGCAGCAUUACUACAAUGCCGUGCCACUGGCCAAAAACAUUCCAUUCGGCAACAUUGACGACCGUCUGGCUUUGAAGGAGAAACUGCAUUGUAAGCCAUUCAAGUGGUAUCUGGAGAAUGUGUAUCCCGACCUGCAGGCCCCCGAUCCACAGGAGGUUGGCCAAUUCCGACAGGAUGGCACCGAAUGCUUGGACACAAUGGGCCACCUAAUCGAUGGCACUGUGGGCAUCUUCCCCUGCCACAAUACGGGCGGCAACCAGGAAUGGGCAUUCUCGAAGCGCGGCGAAAUCAAGCACGACGAUCUCUGCCUGACACUGGUGCAGUUUGCACGCGGCUCCCAGGUGGUGCUGAAGUCGUGCGACGAGUCGGAGAACCAGCGCUGGAUAAUGCGGGAGGGCGGCCUGGUGCGACACCACAAGAUCAAUGUGUGCCUGGACUCGCGCGAUCAGACGGCACAGGGCGUGAGUGCGCAGCACUGCAAUUCCGCUCUCGCCACGCAGCGCUGGUCGUUCGGCAAGUAUGCGUGAGAGCGAAAGCUGACUGACUAGGCUGAACGCUGUCGAGAGAGAGAGAGAUAAAAAAAGGAGAGAGCGCGGGACACAGUGAUAUUUGUGCAAGUGGAUGGAAGAGCAAGAGCAAGAGGAAGAGGAUGCCUACCUAAACUCUGUGUGGAUUGCAUGUGGAUUGUAUGUGUAUUGUAUGUAUUCGUAAUGUUUUUACCCAUGUUGAUUUGUUGCUGAACAUAAAACACACACACACACACCCAUAACUACAUAAAUUAUGCGCCUACAUUUAAACGAUAAGUUCAACUUUAGUUAAAGAGGGUUCAAACACCAUUUCCUCCUGGGGGUUAAAAGCUACAUCAAAACGACAACAACAACAACAACAACAAAUAUAUGAAAUGCAUACACAAAAAAUGUACUUAGACUGAUUAAUUUUUUUGUAUGAUGUAUACAAAAUAUGAGUAUAUGAAAAUGAAAUAAUACUUACUAUUAAAAUGAUGUAAAACUUUUGGCAGCUGCUUGACAAACAAACAAA